CAAACAUGCCAACUGUGUGGUCUCCCACCGCACACGCCAGCUGUAGAAUUGUAGGAGGGGCUUUACCAGAUAAGGAUGGCAUUAGGUUGGGUCGACCGUGUCCUGUGGAUUAUUGUAAUCCAGAUUUUGUAUGAGUGCUGGUUUGCUUGUUCUUUGCUUGCUCAGUUGUGUCCUGCAUGUGUGGAGGCUGCAAGAUGGCUCUCAACGUGCGUCCUUUCCUGCCCACUCUGCUUUUGAUGGCAACUCACGUCAUCCUGAGCAGCUAUGCUCAAGAGGCGACUGUGUCUGAAGCAUGGACCAGCAGGUCGUGCAAAUGCGACUGUGAAGAAGGUGUGUCACCAACUGAGUUCUCCUCCUUUGGCUCCUCUUCAGUGAGGGGAGUGGACUGCAUGCCAGAGUGUCCAUACCAUAAGCCUCUUGGCUUUGAGGCUGGAUCAGUGAGUCCGGACCAGAUCACCUGCUCCAAUCAGGACCAGUAUAGCGGAUGGUUCUCCUCUUGGCUCCCAAACAAGGCUCGCCUCAACAGUCAAGGAUUUGGCUGUGCAUGGCUCUCCAAGUUCCAAGACAGCAGCCAAUGGCUGCAGAUCGACCUGAGGGAUGUUAUGGUGGUCUCGGGAAUCCUCACUCAAGGUCGCUGUGAUGCCGACGAGUGGGUGACCAAAUACAGUGUGCAGUACCGCACGGACGAAAAACUCAACUGGAUCUUUUACAAGGACCAGACUGGGAAUAACAGGGUGUUUUACGGGAACUCCGACCGCUCCUCGUCAGUGCAGAACCUCCUGCGGCCGCCCAUUGUGGCGCGCUACAUCCGCAUCCUCCCCUUGGGCUGGCACACACGCAUCGCUCUGCGUCUGGAGCUGCUGCUCUGCAUGAACAAAUGUGCCUGAGCCUCGAAUCCUGUUCUCCUCGAGGCCUUCACCUCCGACCUCCUCUGUCCAAACACUCUAAAUGUAUGUGUAAACCUUGAUUAUUUUUGAAUCCUUCCAUUACAGUUGUAUGAGGGUCAUUCCAGGAUUGGAGAACAAUUUAGGCACUGAUAUCGUGAAACGACAGACAAUUGAUUUAUUCUUUUUUUUUUUUU
Messenger RNA from Hippocampus comes (tiger tail seahorse), 1081 nucleotides. RefSeq names its product retinoschisin 1a (gene rs1a). Gene Ontology annotation, cellular component: plasma membrane. The transcript is spliced from 6 exons. Lineage: Eukaryota; Metazoa; Chordata; Actinopteri; Syngnathiformes; Syngnathidae. Gene Ontology annotation, molecular function: signaling receptor activity. The coding region runs from base 177 to 887 and encodes 236 amino acids. The record is from RefSeq and is a predicted model, not a curated record.